Closterium sp. NIES-65 is the source of this 1614-nucleotide messenger RNA. NCBI's taxonomy places the organism in Eukaryota, Viridiplantae, Streptophyta, Zygnematophyceae, Desmidiales, Closteriaceae. The record is from the annotation of a GenBank genome assembly.
AUGGGUUCCGGUCGCAAGCAUGGCAUUGCAGCUUCCUCGAAGCUUCUAGAGGGCCUGCCCAGGUCCCUCGCGCACUUCGUCUCCCAGCUUCCUCCUCCUGUACCCGGCCCCUAUCCCGAUGUGGAUUUCAUCAUGUCACUUGUCAUUCAAGCAGAGCUCCCACCCGAGGCGCUAGCAGCCAAAUCAGGUGGUCUGCAUCGCACUACGCCACCUGGAUUGGCACCUGGAGCCCCUGGGGCAGGUGGCGGGACAGGUGGCGCCAUGCCAUUGGCAGGCAGCAAGCGCAAGGAGCAGGAAGGUGCGGGUCCUCGUUCGCCUCCAUUACCUCCCCGUUCUUUACAACCUCCCCCUCCCCCCACACUCCCCCCCCCCUUCCCCUUCCCUCCCCCUCCCCCCCCCCCCCUCCCCUCCCUCCUCUCCGCCCAACCCGCCCCCCUCUAUCUCCUCAAAAUCGACCAAUCAGAGGAGGAGAUUGCAAAUGCAGAGGCCAGGGCACGCAAGCCCCCACCAGUGCGGGAUAUUUUCCGGCUGAGACAGCUGCAGAGGGCUCGGGCAGGCUCAUCUGGGACAGGCUCGUUGAGCGGAGGGGCAGGUGGGACUGGGGGAGGCACUGCUAGUGGCAGUGAUAGGUACGCAUGGAUUCGCGCGGCGCCGGCCAACAUGCGAUUGUGGUCGAUAGGACUCGGCCGGCUUCGGGCGGCGAUGGGCAAGGAAGACCACUCAUGCUUUGCAACGGUGUUCGACGCCGACGUAGCUGUUAUCCCUCUGCAUUCGAGCGACGCAGGCUCUGGCCUCCUAUCAAUGAGCGCGCUGUGCUGGGUGGUGAAGAGGAUGGAUCGCCUGACCGGCGACGACCGUCGCAGUGCGACCAGCAUGGACAAGGUCCUCGUUUCGGGGUUGAAGGAGCUGCGGAUUCGGAUGAUGACAUACAUCAAGAAACACGUCGCACGCAGACGGUCAGGCCAUGUCGGAGUUGGUGCCGAUGCCUGUGACGACGACGCCGCGGAGCCCCCUUCGGCAUCCCAAGCAGUCGGUGUCGCCGACACCAGCGGAGAGGCCGGAGACGGCGUCGACAAGGCAGAUGAGGAGGCAGAAAGGGCUGUGGCGAGGACCGCGGAUCAGGAAAAGGAGGAGGAGGAGGAUGACACCGACGAUCAGGAUGAUAACGAGGAGGAUCGUGAGGAGCGUGAGCAGGGGCAUGGGCAGGAGGAGGAGGAGGAGGAGGAGGAGGAGGAGGAGGAGGAGGAGGAGGAGGAGGAGGAGGAGGAGGAGGAGGAGGAGGAAGAGGAGGAGGAUGAGGAGGAGGAGGAGGACAAGGAGGCGGCGGCGGCGGAGGCCGUGGAGCAGGGUUUCGGGUCGGUGGAGCAGGUGGCGGAGGGGGAGAAGCAGCAAGAGGGGGAGGAGGAGGUAGAGUUCCCCUGGGUCGAAUUCGAGAUGGAGGAUGUUGAGGGAGCGGCGGCGGUGGCCGUGGAGGGAGCGGCGGCGGCCGUGGAGGGAACGGUUGGGAUGUCGGCGGAUGUUGUGCACGUGCGAGGGGAGGGUGCCGAUGUGGAGAAUGUCGGCGUGGAGGAGGCGCACGUGGUCGGCAAUGUGGUUGGCGACGCGAAGGAUUAG